AUGCCGUGGCUAUCACAAGAAUCUUACCCACUGCCAGAGGAAGAUUUGGUAUCUUUCGCUUUCGGAAACACCGACUAUGACAAUGAUAAACUGGUCUACCACGACGCCGAAAAUGAGUCGCGCACUUUGUCACGUCGGCAAGGUCUAAGUAUCGUUCAAAAGUUAGUUGCUGGAUUCCGCAAGGCUGGCCUCCAGAAGGGAGAUUGCUUUGCAAUCACAUCUUUCAAUGAUAUCAUGUAUCCAAUGGUCUUCCUUGGGGGAGUGGCAGCUGGUGGCGUCUUUUCUGGGACAAAUCCCGCGUACCGUGUCGCGGAGAUGAGACACCACAUUCGGACCGCUGAAGUCAAAUUCUUCAUCGUGGAACCAGAACUACUGGAUGUGGUGGCUGAGGGUGCGACAGCGGAAGGUAUACCCAAAGACCGGAUCUUCAUCUUCAACGUGCGCGGACAAAAAGUGCCCGAUGGUUACAGAUCGUGGGAGUGGUUACUUGAACAUGGCGAAGAAGACUGGGAGCGCAUCACGGAUCUCGAAACCUUGAAGACCACCGAUGUCGCCCGUCUCACUACGUCUGGCACGACUGGCCUACCGAAGAUAGCCUGUCAGAGUCAUUACAAUGCCACGUCAUGGCAUACUAUGACAGCCACAAAGUCGCAAGAAUCGAUCACCUGGGAGCCCAGAGGCAUUUCUCCUUUGCCCUUAUUCCAUGUUGCCACGGUACCAAGCAUACAUGCGUCUCCAUUCCGCACCGGACAUCCAGUAUGGAUCAUGCGCCGCUUUGAGUUGGAGCCCUUCCUUGCCGGCAUCGAGAAACAUCAGGUCACCAACCUCGGAGUGGUACCGCCGCUCGUUAUCGCCAUCAUAAAUAGUCCACUGAGCAAGAAAUAUAGCUUGAAGAGUAUACGAACGGCAGCCGUAGGCGCAGCACCGUUAGACGCGGGUAGUCAGAGGAGGCUGAGGAAACUACUUGCACCAGAUGCGACAUUCACGCAAGUAUGGGACGACACCGGAAGUGUAGGCAGGCUGAUGGCGAACACAGACGUCAAGUAUGUGAGAGAAAGGUGCGGAUCGAAUCUCCUACUAACUACACGCAGACUUGUGGACGAUGAUGGCAAAGACAUUACAGCCUAUGAUGUGCGCGGUGAGUUGUGCGUCCGUGGUCCAACAGUAGCCCGACAAUACUACAAAAACCCCAAGGCAACCGCAGAAACAUGGGAUGAGGAUGGAUACUUGCACAGCGGUGACAUCCUAUACUGCGAUAGUAAAACUAAGCUAUGGUAUAUCGUCGAUCGCAAAAAGGAACUCAUCAAAGUUCGGGGCUUCCAGGUCGCCCCGCCUGAGCUGGAAGCUGUCCUUCUUGAAGCCAAAGAUCACAUUGUCGAUGCGGCGGUGAUUGGGUUGAAAGCCAAGCCCGGCUCUGACGCAGAGCGACCGCGCGCUCAUGUUGUGCGCAAGCCCGGCAGCGACAUUACGGAGGAUGGCGUCAAGAGACUGAUCAGUGAGAAUCUUGCCAGCUACAAGCAACUGACAGGUGGUGUUGUUUUUCUCGAUGAAGUUCCGAAGAGCCCUAGUGGUAAGAUCUUGAAGAGGGUGUUAAAAGAGUGGGCGGAGGCGGAGGAGAAGGAGGGUAGAUCGAAGCUCUGA
Messenger RNA from Parastagonospora nodorum SN15, 1641 nucleotides. RefSeq lists its product as hypothetical. The transcript is spliced from 4 exons. The coding region runs from base 1 to 1641 and encodes 546 amino acids. Gene Ontology annotation, biological process: secondary metabolic process. NCBI's taxonomy places the organism in Eukaryota, Fungi, Ascomycota, Dothideomycetes, Pleosporales, Phaeosphaeriaceae. Gene Ontology annotation, molecular function: CoA-ligase activity. The record is from RefSeq and is a predicted model, not a curated record.